AUGCCACCCCUUCCAGGCUUCUCAGACAACCCUUUCCAGACCCGAUCGGACCUGAUCCGUGCCACGCUUGCUCUCCUCCGGCCGCUGAACCCCCACUUCUCUCCGUCCAAAGCCCGAAUCCGGGUCCCGGUCUCAACGGCUACGCACUUUGACGAGACAGCAGCCCAACUUGAAGGGUUUGCAAGACCAUUGUGGGCGGUCGGGGCUCUUCUUCUUGGAGCUGAAUCAACAUCGGAUUCAGAGUUGGCAACCUCGAUCAAUGAAGUGGUCCAGCCGUGGAUCGACGGCUUCGUUGCCGGGACCGAUCCAGAACAUCCAGAGUACUGGGGAAAGAUCAACGAUAUGGACCAACGAAUGGUUGAGGCCGAGAUUAUCUCAUUUGCCUUGCUCUCCGCCCCUGAGAAACUCUUCGCUCCACUAAGCGACCAAGCCAAACAGAAUGUCACGAACUGGCUUCGUACCCUCAAUGGGAUGGAGAUGCCCAAGAAUAACUGGCGCUGGUUCCGAGUCUUUGGUAACCUAGCGCUUAGCAAAGUCUGUGGUGUCCCAUUCGAGGAUGUUCGAGACGAGUUGAACUCGGACCUGAAGCUUUUGGAUACCUUCUAUCGCAUGGAUGGAUGGUCAGCCGAUGGACCUUGGCAGACUGCCGAACAGGCCCACGAUGAGUUUGAGCAGUCCGUAAAGACGGGGAGACGUGACGCCAUUGGAAUUGGGCGCCAAGCGGACUACUACUCUGGAAGCUUUGCCAUCCAGUUCAGCCAACUGCUUUAUUCACGUUUUGCUGCGGAUUUAGACCCUGAGCGAAGUGCGGUCUAUCGCCAGCGCGCUAGAGACUUUGGAGCUACUUUUUGGAGAUAUUUCGACACUGAUGGCAAGUUUGCCUGCGGUGGUUACUUCGCAGCCGUGGCUCUGGCCCAAGUAGGCGAGUUGCCAGCACCUCUGAACACACCCGGUGCCGUGAAAGGGUUCUUGAUGAGACAUCUGCGAUGGUGGGCCAAGAACUCUGACGACAUCUUCUACCCAGAUGGAACUCUGAAUAUUGGAUGGCUGUACCCGAACAUGUUCAUGUGUGAGGAUUACAACUCACCGCAGUCCCCCUACUGGUGCCUGAAGACUCUCGUAGCCGUUGGACUCAGCGAGAACGACUCAUUCUGGACUAAAGACGAGUCAUCCUACCCUGAAUCGGCGCUUUCGGACUCAGUGACUGUCGUUCGGGCUCCAGAACAGAUUCUCUGCAACCAUCCCAGCAGCAACCACCACUUCCUCCUCUCGCCGGGUCAGUUCGUCGCAUGGCCAAUGAAAGCAAACCAGGCAAAGUAUUGCAAAUUUGCUUACUCCUCGGCUUUCGCCUUCUCUGUGCCGACAGGGCCCCUCAUCCAACAAAUUGCGCCCGACAAUGCCCUGGCUCUCAGCAAGGAUGGGGGCGACACCUGGGCAGUCAAGUGGAAGUCCGAUGAAGUGAGAUUUUCAAGAGCUCAUCUCAAAAGUUCUUUAGGUUCAGAAAAGGUGCAAGUGGCGAGCGCUGUCUGGUAUCCCUGGGGCGAUCGUGCGGUCACCGUCGACACGACACUGAUUCCGCCGACGAACCGUUGGCCAGACUGGCAUGUGCGAAUCCACCGGAUCAAAGCGAGUGAGAGAUUGAAGACAUUGCAUACGGUCGAGGGCGGGUUCGCUAUUUUCAAUCGCAAAUCGGCCGACGGCAUGCCACUUCCUGUCACUGAUACCAUCUCAGAUGACGCUACACUGGGCGUAACUGAGGCAAUCAUUCAAAAGAAGGGUUCAGUGCUGAUACUAUCCUCCGCUGGUGCGAGUGGGGUGGUCACGAAAGGUCUCGUUGGCAGUGGAAGAACUUCAGACUGUUCCCCCCUCAAGCCAGAUUCCAACACAAACUUGGCGUCCCAGCGAACAAUGAUCCCAGUCACAUCCCACAGCGUUGUUGAAGGUAUCGAGGCUGGAUCUGAGUUCGUUCUGGUCGAGUCAAUAUUUGCAAUUUCUACAAAGGCGAAUGGCGGACGGAGCCUGACCGGCAAAGGACUGCAACAGCGUUGGAUAGAUGUACCUCUUGUCCGCGUUGGGAGUAAUCCUGUGUCCAAUGGAGAAGAGAUCAUCGCGGUUGAUGUGUGA
Molecule: messenger RNA, 2124 nt
Organism: Colletotrichum siamense
Lineage: Eukaryota; Fungi; Ascomycota; Sordariomycetes; Glomerellales; Glomerellaceae
Exons: 3
Coding region: 1-2124 (707 amino acids)
Source: RefSeq, a predicted model, not a curated record